This is a messenger RNA of Gracilinanus agilis (Agile Gracile Mouse Opossum), 999 nucleotides long. RefSeq names its product MANSC domain containing 4 (gene MANSC4). Bases 1 to 999 code for a protein of 332 amino acids. The transcript has 3 exons. Lineage: Eukaryota; Metazoa; Chordata; Mammalia; Didelphimorphia; Didelphidae. The record is from RefSeq and is a predicted model, not a curated record.
AUGCAUGGGUCGGGGAAGGCGGCGGCCCAGUUGCUGUUGGUCCUGAGUAUGGUCUGGCGCUCAGAUGCCCUCUGUUCGCCCACUGUGUUUUACAAGGACUGCUGGAUCCGACGCUUUCCAGGUUUCCUGAUAGACUUGGAGGAAUCUCAGAAGGUCGGAGCCCGGUUCCUCAAGUAUUACUCAGAAAGCACAGGCCAGAAGUGCGGCAGGAGCUGUUGUCUGACCAAGGACGUUCCUUGCAAUCUGGCUAUUUUCUUCCAUGAUCCCAUCCAUGACAAUGUCAACUGCCUUCAUGUUUACUGCCCAACCCUGGAGAGCUGCAUCUUACAGCCUAUGCAUAGUGCCAUCUUGUACAACAUCACCGCAGGUAUUGAUCCAGAUUUGCUUGUUUUCCAAAAAUCUUCUUCCAAAGAUCCGAAUACACGUUCUUCAUUUAAUAGAGGGAACAGGCUAAACAACAUAAAGGCUACUCAUUUAGAGAAACACCAAACUAUCAUGGCAAGCCCCAUGUUACUGUCAGUAGAGGCUCCAGCUUCAACCACACAUCAAGAUGUGAUUGUAAAUACCAGCAAUAUCAGUUUUUCUAAUGCUAUAACCACAGAUUAUUGGACAACAUCCAUUCCACUGAAUGUAUCAGUUACUACACAGAUAAAAAUGGCUUCUCCCAGGUCUGAUCUCCUCAAUAGUCCAGGUAACCAGACAGUUUCUCCUGCCUUUAAGUCAAUAGAAACAAAAGUUCUUUCCCACAUGUCUAUUCCAGAACAUCUCAACAGUAGCAAACAACUAUUGAAUGAAACCAAAUGGUACAACAGCAGGAACUACACUUCUGAAAAUGAAGGACAGCAGCCUGUUGGGGAAUCUUCAAACACAUGGCUGGUCCCUGUAGCACUCAGCAUAUCCAUCAUCCUUCUUUGCUCUUGUCUGGUCUUCCUUGCAUCAAGAUGCUGCCAGAAACAACAAGGCCAUUAUGAGCCAAGAUACAAUAAGACACACCAUUGA